UUAUGAACCAAGUGAAUCCGAAAAUAAUGAAGAUUCCGAUGUUCAAGAUGAAGAUAUUCAAGAUAACAGAAUUAUGGUCAAUAAUCGUGGUCGUGAUCAUCAUGAUGGUGAUUAUGGUUAA
This is a messenger RNA of Scutellospora calospora, 121 nucleotides long. The record is from the annotation of a GenBank genome assembly. NCBI's taxonomy places the organism in Eukaryota, Fungi, Glomeromycota, Glomeromycetes, Diversisporales, Gigasporaceae.